This is a messenger RNA of Penicillium canescens, 1419 nucleotides long. Its product is annotated as putative clock controled protein (Ccg-8). The transcript has 2 exons. Gene Ontology annotation, biological process: phospholipid biosynthetic process; regulation of transcription by RNA polymerase II; endoplasmic reticulum unfolded protein response. The coding region runs from base 1 to 1419 and encodes 472 amino acids. Gene Ontology annotation, molecular function: transcription corepressor activity. The record is from RefSeq and is a predicted model, not a curated record. NCBI's taxonomy places the organism in Eukaryota, Fungi, Ascomycota, Eurotiomycetes, Eurotiales, Aspergillaceae. Gene Ontology annotation, cellular component: nucleus; endoplasmic reticulum.
AUGGAUGCCCCGAAAAUCCCUAGAAAGAACGCCACAGGCCCUCUGACCUCCAAUUCGCCCUCUCCCUUCCAGCAUGCCCAUUCCUCCAUGAUGGAAGAGGAUCGCUCUCGUCGAGCUGCCAGUGUACUAUCUAUGGAUGAUAUCGAGGCCGCGCAGGCCUUGGAGGGACUGCGUUCCGACUUCGGCCAGUCUCCUCGAGCAUCACGACAAUCCCUUCCCAUCGCUUCACCGGACCCACCACCGCCAGAGCCACUACUGUCGCUACUGACAUCCUCUCAUCCCCUUAUAUCCUCUGCGAUUAACGGCUCCGUGUCUGCGUACGCAACGUCGAAGUCGUACUCGCCGCGUUUCAAGUCCGGCGCCGAAUUUAUUGAGCGGAAUAUCGGCUCGCCUGUCGCAAAUACUGUCGGCACAGUUGGUCGCAAGACUGGUGUAGAGAGUGGUCUUCGUUGGGCACUGCAGCGACGAGAUUCUACAAACUCGGACUCCAAUCACGCCAAGAAACGGCGCAAGAUGGAUGGAAAUGUGUCGCCUAGAACGGUGGAUGUUGAGAAAGGACAGGACGGCGCAACGCAACCAUCACGACCACGGAGUUCUUCAGACUUGUCUAUGUCCGAGUCACUACCCCCGUAUGAUGAGAUGAGGUCGCCGCACUAUGAAGAAAAGCAAGGGCGGCGCGCUUCGCCGACAUGGCAGAGCCGACUAGUCAUUUCAACAUCAGGCCUCGGUGUUGCUAUGAGCGACGAAUCGCUGCGCAGCCUACAAUAUUGUCUGACCUGGCUUCGGUGGGCUAACGGACGGCUCGGCAAGGCGAUCAUAGCUCUGCAGAGUGCCGUGACCGAGUGGGAAAAUCAAAAAGCCCAGCAGCAGGGCCAGUCUCAAUCGGACGUCGAGGCCGGAGGUAGUCGCCAGGAGAAUGCCUCCCUCUUGAUCCAGCGCAUCCAAGCUGUCAAGGCAGAUGUCCUUUCGACACUCAAGCAGGUGGUUGACGUGGUGUCCAAGUAUGCAGGCGGUGCCCUGCCAGAGAACGCCCGCCAUCUGGUGCGUCGACACCUAACCUCUUUGCCGCACCGCUUCCAAGUUGCCUCCACCUCGCAGCCACCACCGGAUUCUCCGGCUGCAUCCUCCGAUGCAACAGUCAGCGCUCACCGUAUCCUUGUUCUGGCCCAAGAGGGUCUCGACAUGAUGGCCCAAGUCAGUGGUGUCGUCAAUGAUACAUUGGUCAGUGCUGAGCACUGGUGCGAGCGCCUGGGCCGGAAACGACCCGAAAACAGAGCUGCAUCCGACAUGCCAGAGAAGCAGGGUGAAUCUGCUGCUACUCCUGAUGCUCAAUCUUACGGCAUGGAUAUCAAACAGCCUGUCCUUCCGGAGACUGCUCAUCAAGAGGAUGUUCAGAUGUCUGGCAUGGAGAAGGCUUAG